Messenger RNA from Sander lucioperca (pikeperch), 824 nucleotides. RefSeq names its product coiled-coil-helix-coiled-coil-helix domain containing 10 (gene chchd10). Bases 184 to 609 code for a protein of 141 amino acids. Gene Ontology annotation, biological process: mitochondrion organization. NCBI's taxonomy places the organism in Eukaryota, Metazoa, Chordata, Actinopteri, Perciformes, Percidae. The record is from RefSeq and is a predicted model, not a curated record. Gene Ontology annotation, cellular component: mitochondrion; nucleus. The transcript is spliced from 4 exons.
AUUUGUAGGUAGCCGCCGGCAACGGCAAAAUCUUAACAAGGUCAGUGGCACGUGCAUGAGCACCAGCUGUCAGUGACCUAAGCAGCGUAGUGUGUUAGGAAAGAACUUUCUAGAGGCAACGACAGAGCUCCCGUUCUUUAGUCUGGUUAGUCAAUCAAUAAAACUAACUUUGUCGUCUCAGAGAUGGCCAGAGGUAGCCGCAGCCGUUCCUCAGCUCCAGCCAGCCCAACUCUAUCCCAUGCGCCGGCCCCCGCUCAUCCACCUCCUGCAGCCCUGGCCCCGGCUCCAGCUCAGUCCCAGGGUCCUGGCCUCAUGGCCCAGAUGGCUACCACAGCUGCUGGGGUGGCAGUAGGCUCGGCUGUGGGCCAUGUUGUUGGCAGCGCCCUCACAGGUGCAUUUAGUGGCAGCAGCAGCAGUAGUUCAGAGCCAGCCAAGCCAACAUACCAGGAGCCCCCCCGGCCUGCUCCAGCCCAGACAGGCCCCUGUCACUUUGAGGUCAAACAGUUCCUGGACUGUGCCACCAACCAGGCUGACCUGAGUUUAUGUGAGGGCUUCAAUGAGGCGCUCAAACAGUGCAAGUACUCCCACGGUGUGACAUCACUGGUGUGAAGAAUGGGCGUCAGCUGUCAUGACGGACAUAUUUCACUAAAGAAACAUACUGUAGACAUGACCACAUAACACUUAAAUGUGAACCGUGUACCUGUACCUCAGGCAGUGAGGCACCUGAUUGGUUUUGUUGAUUGAUGACCAUUUAAUGUAUGAAAUGUUUUUGGUUUGUACAGUGAUUAACCUAAAAUAAAUAGCUGCUAUCUACUUGCACUUUC